This is a messenger RNA of Trichomycterus rosablanca, 1115 nucleotides long. RefSeq names its product RNA polymerase II subunit G (gene polr2g). Gene Ontology annotation, cellular component: P-body; RNA polymerase II, core complex. Gene Ontology annotation, biological process: positive regulation of translational initiation; transcription initiation at RNA polymerase II promoter; DNA-templated transcription. Bases 90 to 608 code for a protein of 172 amino acids. The transcript has 8 exons. The record is from RefSeq and is a predicted model, not a curated record. Gene Ontology annotation, molecular function: single-stranded DNA binding; single-stranded RNA binding; translation initiation factor binding. Lineage: Eukaryota; Metazoa; Chordata; Actinopteri; Siluriformes; Trichomycteridae.
UCUGCGACUGCGUUGUUCUAGUGUUCGGUUUACUGUAGCGUGUAUUAGCAAAUUAGUAGCAAUAAACGCUUCUGAAAUAACAGAAAGACAUGUUUUAUCACAUUUCUUUAGAACAUGAGAUUCUCCUUCACCCUCGCUACUUCGGCCCAAACCUGUUAAACACUGUCAAGCAGAAGCUGUUUACAGAGGUGGAAGGAACUUGCACUGGAAAAUAUGGCUUUGUCAUCGCAGUGACCACAAUUGACAACAUCGGGGCAGGUGUGAUCCAGCCAGGCAGGGGUUUUGUGUUGUACCCUGUCAAAUACAGAGCCAUUGUGUUCCGGCCGUUUAAAGGGGAGGUAGUGGAUGCGGUGGUUACUCAGGUUAACAAGGUUGGACUGUUCACAGAAAUCGGACCAAUGUCUUGCUUUAUUUCACGCCAUUCUAUACCCUCAGAAAUGGAAUUUGAUCCAAACUCGAAUCCUCCCUGCUACAAGACACUGGAUGAGGACAUCGUAAUUCAACAAGACGAUGAAAUCAGAUUGAAGAUUGUUGGUACUCGAGUGGACAAGAAUGAUAUUUUUGCCAUUGGCUCUCUGAUGGACGACUAUCUGGGUCUUGUUAGCUGAUGUGUCUCUCAGAGGAGUCCUCAUAUAUGCUUGUAUAUAGUAUUUCUCUGCACAAAUCUAGUGUAGAAUCUAGCACAUCUGCUACUCUUUUAUUGUUUGUUUUUUUCUCUAGACCUAAUUAGAUUUUUUUUGUUAGAACUUUAAACAAAAUGCAAACAGAGUUGUGUAAAGGGAAGUCAUUUACCAGCCUUCAGCUGGGACAUUUGCAGUCAUGGACAGAAUUUGAGCAAUCAGAUAAUUGGUCAGUCAAUGAUGCUUUUAGAUAAGUAUGUUUGGUGUCAACUUCUUACAAAGUGAAGCUUUUUGCUAUUGCUUUAGACAUCGCUGAUUAAAAGGUUCAUCAAGCAACACCAGUUAGCCUUUAACACUGCAGUUAGUUGUUUUUGCUGUACUAUAAAACUGAUUUGCCUACGUUUCGAUAACUAAUGUCCAGAUUUCUCGUUAUGCCAUGUCAGAAUUGUCCAAUGAUUUUGUACAUACUUUUAUAAAUAAGUCUUGUAAAAGAAA